AUGUACGUAUCGCACCGAGACGUUCGCAUAAACCUCACCCCGUGUGAGACGGCGGAAGUUUUGCAAUAUGUGCCGGGCGCGACCUCCAUUUCACGAGGAUUGCUUGGGACGCAGGAAUAUCCACGAUCUAGCGAGUGCGUCAGAGGCAAACAAUUAGAUAAGCUCUCAGUAACAAUGAAGCACUCAGCCCCCUACGCUUUAAACUUAGUGGAGCAGAAGACGAGCUCCUAUGCAAAUCUAUUUCCAGACCCUACCGGGGAAAAGUAA
Molecule: messenger RNA, 267 nt
Organism: Plasmopara halstedii
Lineage: Eukaryota; Oomycota; Peronosporomycetes; Peronosporales; Peronosporaceae
Exons: 2
Coding region: 1-267 (88 amino acids)
Source: RefSeq, a predicted model, not a curated record